This is a messenger RNA of Neohortaea acidophila, 3091 nucleotides long. RefSeq names its product P-loop containing nucleoside triphosphate hydrolase protein. Gene Ontology annotation, cellular component: cytosol; nucleus; VCP-NPL4-UFD1 AAA ATPase complex. The record is from RefSeq and is a predicted model, not a curated record. The coding region runs from base 292 to 2766 and encodes 824 amino acids. Gene Ontology annotation, molecular function: ATP hydrolysis activity; ATP binding; polyubiquitin modification-dependent protein binding. The transcript has 2 exons. Lineage: Eukaryota; Fungi; Ascomycota; Dothideomycetes; Mycosphaerellales; Teratosphaeriaceae. Gene Ontology annotation, biological process: autophagosome maturation; retrograde protein transport, ER to cytosol; mitotic spindle disassembly.
CCGCUCGGAUUUACAUCAGGUACACAAGCUACACCUUUCACCAUCUCUCUCUCAGGUACCCGCUCUCUCCCACCCACAUUCAUCCACCACCUCCCCUCCUCCCCUGGAGCAUCAUCAUCUCCUUCAAUCCAUCACCUCCAUCUCAUCCACCCUCACAAUCCCCCUCCCCUGUGCGCAGGCUCCAUCACCGCCGAGCUCGCCACCACCUCUCACCAUCCCUCCUCACGUUGAGGAGUCCAGCCAACCCCAUCACCCUCACCUCAUCAACCUUCCUCCGCCAGACCAUCCAACAUGUCUGCAGAACCCGAUCACGCGCAGGAGAAGCGCAAGGUGAAGCUCGACAAUGAUCCCAGCGGAGCGGAGAGACGCGAUGAGGAUGCCACCGCCACCGCCAUCCUCAAGAAGAAGAAGAAGCCCAACAGCUUGAUCGUCACCGAUGCCACCACCGAUGACAACUCCAUCCUCGCCCUCUCCAACAACACCAUGGAGGUCCUGCAGCUCUUCCGUGGUGACACCGUCCUCGUCAAGGGCAAGAAGCGAAAGGACACCGUCCUCAUCGUCCUCGCCGAUGACGACCUCGAUGACGGCUCCGUUCGCAUGAACCGCGUGGUCCGACACAACCUGCGCGUCAAGCUGGGCGACGUCGUCACCGUCAACCCCUGCCCCGACAUCAAGUACGCCAAACGCAUCGCCGUCCUCCCUCUCGCCGAUACGGUCGAGGGUCUGACCGGCUCCCUCUUCGACGUCUUCCUCGCCCCCUACUUCCGCGAAGCCUACCGCCCCCUCCGACAAGGCGACUUGUUCACCUGCAGAGCCGCCAUGAGGACGGUGGAGUUCAAGGUCGUCGAGGUCGAUCCGCCAGAAUAUGGUAUCGUCGCUCAAGACACCGUCAUCCACUGCGAAGGCGACCCGAUCCAGCGUGAAGAUGAGGAGGACAAGCUGAACGAGGUGGGCUACGACGACAUCGGUGGCUGCAGGAAGCAGAUGGCACAAGUUCGCGAGUUGGUCGAGCUACCUCUCAGACAUCCUGCACUCUUCAAAUCCAUCGGCAUCAAGCCUCCCCGCGGUAUCCUCCUCUUCGGACCCCCCGGUACCGGUAAGACUCUCAUGGCUCGCGCCGUCGCCAACGAGACCGGUGCCUUCUUCUUCCUCAUCAACGGACCGGAAAUCAUGUCCAAGAUGGCGGGAGAGUCGGAGAGCAAUCUCCGCAAAGCGUUCGAAGAGGCGGAGAAGAACAGCCCGGCCAUCAUCUUCAUCGACGAGAUUGACGCCAUCGCCCCCAAGCGUGACAAGACCAACGGUGAAGUCGAGCGUCGUGUCGUGUCGCAGCUCCUCACCCUCAUGGACGGCAUGAAGGCCCGCGCCAACGUGGUAGUCAUGGCCGCCACCAACCGCCCCAACUCCAUCGACCCCGCCCUGCGUCGUUUCGGCCGUUUCGAUCGCGAGGUCGACAUCGGUAUUCCCGACCCCACUGGCCGUCUCGAGAUUCUGCAAAUCCACACCAAGAACAUGAAGCUUGGGGAUGACGUCGACCUCGAGCAGAUCGCAUCCGAGACUCACGGUUUCGUCGGUUCCGACAUGGCAUCGCUCUGCUCCGAGGCGGCGAUGCAGCAGAUUCGUGAGAAGAUGGACUUGAUUGAUCUGGAAGAGGAUACCAUCGAUGCCGAAGUCCUCGACAGCCUCGGUGUGACGCAGGAGAACUUCCGCUUCGCCCUGGGCAUCUCCAACCCAUCUGCCCUCCGCGAGGUUGCCGUCGUCGAGGUGCCCAACGUGCGGUGGGAGGAUAUUGGCGGUCUGGAAGAUGUCAAGCGCGAGCUCAUCGAGUCCGUGCAAUACCCCGUCGACCACCCCGAAAAGUUCCUCAAAUUCGGCAUGAGCCCGUCUCGUGGUGUCCUCUUCUACGGACCCCCCGGUACGGGUAAGACACUGCUCGCUAAGGCGGUCGCGAACGAAUGUGCCGCGAACUUCAUCAGCAUCAAGGGCCCCGAGCUGCUUUCCAUGUGGUUCGGUGAGUCGGAGAGCAACAUCCGUGACAUCUUCGACAAGGCUCGCGCCGCUGCUCCUUGCGUCGUGUUCCUGGACGAGUUGGACUCCAUCGCCAAGUCCCGUGGUGGAUCGGUGGGCGACGCCGGCGGUGCUUCGGACCGUGUGGUCAACCAGCUUCUGACUGAGAUGGACGGCAUGACUAGCAAGAAGAACGUCUUUGUCAUCGGAGCGACGAACAGACCCGAGCAGCUCGACGCCGCGCUCUGCCGUCCCGGACGUCUCGACACGCUCGUUUACGUUCCGCUUCCCGACCAGCCAGGUCGUGAGUCGAUUCUGAAGGCCCAGCUGCGCAAGACGCCCGUCAGCCCGGGUGUGGAUCUCGCCUACAUUGCCAGCAAGACCCACGGCUUCUCCGGUGCGGACUUGGGUUUCAUCACCCAGCGUGCCGUCAAGCUCGCCAUCAAGGAGAGCAUCGGCCUUGCCAUUGAGAAGGAGAAGGCUCGCGAAGCUGCCGCGGGUGACGACACGAAGAUGGACGUCGAAGACCUGGAGGAGGACGACCCGGUGCCGGAGCUGACGAAGAGGCAUUUCGAGGAGGCCAUGAGCCUGGCUCGCCGAUCCGUCACCGACACCGAGAUCAGGCGCUACGAGGCGUUUGCGCAGAGCAUGAAGAACAGUGCUGGUGGCAGUGCCUUCUUCCGCUUCCCCGAGGGUGGCGUGGAUGGCAAUACGGAGACGCAGCAGCAGAACGGCGCCGGAGAGGAGGAUCUGUACGACUAAGCGCUUUAAUCACACCUUACACUUUUGCCACUUGUCCGAGGCGAUCGCAACGUCGUACCGGAGGCCGACAUAGAGAAUCCCACCUGGGUUUUCUCAAGGCAGGGCGGCAUUGGAGGGAAAGCAAAGGGAGGGUUGGACGCAUGCGACUCGCAACGAGAGGGAUUGCAUGCAGAGUGCGGCGUUGUUUCCACUUGCUUUUCAUAGAUUGUCUCGAGUAGUCGUCGUAACUCUUAGUCUGCCACUUUUUCCAUCUACGCUUUGACAUUGCGAAAUGAUGUUGCGUGUUGGUGAUAUGCCAGGUUCGACCAUGCUGCCAAAACAGGAA